Molecule: messenger RNA, 1552 nt
Organism: Daldinia loculata
Lineage: Eukaryota; Fungi; Ascomycota; Sordariomycetes; Xylariales; Hypoxylaceae
Product: GroES-like protein
Exons: 2
Coding region: 306-1304 (332 amino acids)
Molecular function (GO): oxidoreductase activity, acting on NAD(P)H
Source: RefSeq, a predicted model, not a curated record
AGGAUUAUGUCCGAUAGCGGACGCAAGACUCGCGAGUCGGGGCCAAGAAAUACACAUUACCGUUUCGUUCUUUCUCAUUCUUUUCCCGGUGAUACGAGGUGGUGACACAAACAUCUUACAUUCUAAGUCAAAAACUCGUUGGUAGAGUUGAAGCUUCAAAGGGUUCCCCUAUUGCGGGGUAUAUAUGAAGCCUUGAGAGCUUGUUAAAUUUGUCAAAUUAUCAUUUUGUUAUUCAUCAUCUCAACUACAAUAAGCAUCUCAAGAAUAAAUAUCUCAAGAAUAAAUAUCCCAAAGAAAAUAUCAUCAUGUCCACCAUUCAAGUUUACCAGGCGACCAAGGUCGGCGGACCCUUUGAGCUAAUCACGGCACCCAAGCCUACACCCGGCCCUGGUGAAGUUACUAUCCGACCGAAAGCCGUUGCAAUCAACGGAAUUGACUGGAAGAACAUUACUUUCGGUGCCACAAUCCAAUCUUGGCCCGCCGUUCUUGGCAUCGACGGCGCCGGCAUUAUCGAGGAAGUCGGCGAGGGAGUCACAAACUUUAAGCCCGGUGAUGAAGUCCUAAGCUACGCUCGUGGUAUCUUGGGCAAGGGUUCAUUCCAGGAGGUGUACGUUGCACCAGCAGAAGAGGUUACUAAGAAACCGUCCUACUUGAGCUUUGCGGAGGCUGCUUCUCUAUCAACCUGCUUCCUUACCGCAGCGGGUGCUAUUGCUGGUGGCCUCAAAGUAGGCAUACCCGGCCUUUCUAAGAUAGAAAACACAAACCCGCCAAAGUCGAUUCUCAUUCUCGGUGGUAGCUCCGCCGUAGGAGCCGCUGCUAUUCAGAUCCUGCGUUUUGCGCUGCCGUCCGUUACCAUUGUGGUGACCAGCUCAAAGCCUCACCACGAGCACUUGAAAUCCCUAGGUGCGAACGCGGCUCUUGAGCGAUCCGCUCAGCAGGACAGUGAAGUUCUCAAGGCUGCGUCACCGGGGGGUGUUGGUUUCGACGCCAUUCUAGACGCUGUCGGAGCUGGCCCUGAUUCACCUGCCGUCUAUGACGCGCUCAGGGCUGACGGGCCGAAGCUGUACUCGCUGGUUCUUACUCGGCCUGACGCACAGCCUCCCAAGGAACUGCAGUCCACACUAGUCAGUGUGUUGAACGCGGAGCCAGGCGCCAUGGCUUGGCUAGGCAAGCAAUUGGAGGAGCGCAAGUACAAGGUUCCCGUCAAGGCCGAGGUUGUAGGUCACGGAUUCCCUGAUAUCCAGAAGGGUCUGGCCAGGUUCCCAGCCCAGGUCAGCGGUGUGAAGCUGAUCGUCACGUUGUAGACGUGAAGAUAAGAUUAUAAGAUCAAUGGGAAUCUUGGAUAAUUCAGGUUAAAUACAGUUGGCAUAGAUAGGUCAGCAAGUGAGCUACAGACACGAGUCCAUCGUAAUGCUUUAACGAAACGGGGAAGUUAAUGAAAAAAUAGACUUACUAUCUUAAACAAAUUGAAGCCCAUAUGUGAUGUGUUUUUGACCGGAAACAAUUUAUACAAUUAUAUAGUACGGGUAAGAUUAUUCCUUAGCUCGGGCUU